AUGUCUGUCGACUGCAGCUUGAGCAGGCCAGCACGUGCACACGGCAAGGCCUUGUAUCGGGCGCUUGACAAGGAACACGGUGUCCGGAACCGCCAAAGGCGGAGCCUGCAGUGGUUGAGGGAUUGUCGAUUGGCAGGUCGAGGCGGUGGUGGGAAACAAUUAUCCGGUGCCUCGUUACUCACUGGUAUUUUAUCCGCCUACCGCGCAGUGUGGAGCAAGAGGGGCACAUGCAACCCCACCACGCAAAACUGCGCUCACUCUGAUAUGCUGCCGCGCCCGUUUUUGACCACCCACGCCUGCCUUGAUACGCUGCCGUUUGAGCUGGACCAAGGCCCCUCGAGAUAG
Messenger RNA from Bipolaris maydis ATCC 48331, 345 nucleotides. Lineage: Eukaryota; Fungi; Ascomycota; Dothideomycetes; Pleosporales; Pleosporaceae. The record is from RefSeq and is a predicted model, not a curated record.